CGCCAUCUUUUUUUUCACCACAAACAUUUUUUCUCGUCCUGCUUUUGGGUGUGUUUGCUGCGCAAAAAAGCGAGAAUAACCGAUUAAAACCAGCAGGAAAACCCUGAAAAGAAGUGGAAAACCAACAGAGAAAGCCAUUGGGCAAGGAUUUACAUAUUAGAAGGAGCAUAUACACACACACACACACACACACAGCGAGCAUAAUGCCACGCUACCGGGAAUGGGAUUUGGCCUGCAAAGUGUACGUGGGCAACCUGGGCUCCUCGGCCUCCAAAUACGAGAUUGAGAACGCCUUCAGCAAAUACGGACCCUUGCGCAACGUCUGGGUGGCCCGCAAUCCGCCCGGCUUCGCCUUCGUCGAGUUCGAGGAUCGUCGCGAUGCUGAGGACGCAACCCGCGGCCUGGAUGGCACCCGCUGCUGUGGCACCCGCAUCCGCGUUGAGAUGUCCUCUGGUCGAUCGCGAGAAGGUCGCGGCGGUGGCGGCGGAGGCGGUACUCGGGCUGGCGAGGGGCGUGGCGGCGGCGGAGGCGGCUCUGGAGGCGGUACACGGGCUGGCGAUGGCGGCGGUCGCUAUAGGAUAAAGUCUUCUUCUUCUACUACAACAAGCACAACAAGAACUACUACAACAACAACAUCAAUAAAAAUAAUAAUAAUAAUUAAAAGAACAACAAAGAAAAGAACAGCAACAGCUACUACUACUAGAACUUCUACUACUCCUCUUCCUUCAACAAGAACAACAACAACAACAAUAAGAACAACAACAGCUACUACAAGAACAACAACAACUAGUACAACAGCAGCUCCUGCUCCUCCUAUUACACACAUUUCACCAACAACAACAGCCACCACCACAACCACACCACCAUGCAAUAAUUUGUUGUGCGGCCCUAGUCUGAAAUUCAACAAAUUCGAUAUAUUCCGCUGACCACAGAACCGAGAACCAGAAAAAAACCGAACGACUGCAACACUACACCCCCUCCACCACCACCUGUUCAGCUUCAGCUCGACCCAGGCCAAAAAAUAUAGAAAAUGCAUCAUCAGCAACGUCUCCGGCUGCGCAGCUAUAAGAAUAAUGCACCCAAGACCAGCCCAAGCACACCCACAGCCACCCAACUACAUCCCACUACAGGGCAAACGAUCAUUUCAUAUUGCAUUUAUUAAUAACUUAGUGACGAGGGAACUUUGAUGGUUUUUUUUUCGAAUGAAUAGAGUUCUUACAUUUGUUUUUGUAUAAUUAAAGUUUCAUUAAUAUGCUGAAAAGGAUUCAGAAUCAAAAGUUUAGUGCUGUUGUUGCAUAGAAAAUUAAUCGUUGAUUUUAAAUUUAAAUUAAAUUAGUUGAAAUGGUGUACUCUGUAGUCUAAAAUGUUAAAUUUUGUAAUUUUAUCAAACAUUUUUCAUGUAACUUAGACUACCAAUUUUUAAAAAGAGUCUUGGUUUGGUUAACAAACGUGAUCGUAUGCCCCACAGUGCAAACAGUUUCACAUCAUAUCUAGUCUGUUAGUUGACAGCCUCUUCUGACUACACCACAAACACAACACACUCUCUGCCAUUAACCACACUAAUCACCAAGAACCACAGCGAACCGGGCAGCAUCGGCGGCAACAGAGCAACUCCAUCAAGAAUCUAACU
Drosophila suzukii is the source of this 1630-nucleotide messenger RNA. It is a transcript of the gene Rbp1-like, whose product is annotated as Rbp1-like. NCBI's taxonomy places the organism in Eukaryota, Metazoa, Arthropoda, Insecta, Diptera, Drosophilidae. The record is from RefSeq and is a predicted model, not a curated record. Gene Ontology annotation, biological process: mRNA splicing, via spliceosome. Gene Ontology annotation, molecular function: RNA binding. Gene Ontology annotation, cellular component: nuclear speck.